AUUUUUCACAUGACCCCUGUCAAAUUGCCUUCGCCCAUUUUCUCUGUCGUAUGGCUAAAAUUGGGCUAAAAUCCAGCUUAUAGUCCUCUAUUUAAACUUUAUUAGUUAUUUCGACCACUCAAAAUGGCUUUUUGCCGUUCGGUGCUAGUUUUAAGUGUAUUAGGUUUGUUAAAUAGUGUUACGGCAAGCAAUGUGCCAGUGUUAAUGUUUGGCGAUGUUGCAUCUACUCAAGAAGAGUCCCUGCCUCUGAGUAAGGUUUCCUUUACGGAAUUCAACACUAUUCUGAAGCACACGUUAGUAAACGACCCGUUUACCGUGAUUUUCAUAGAAGAAACGUUGUCUGUUGAAGAUUUUUCUUUGAAAAACAGUGAAGGCGAGACAUCUUUCCCAUUCUUACACUCCAACAUCGGUAAGGCUGUUUACUUACCGUCAACCACCUCGCCACUGCGCGCGCUGAACAAGCUCGCCGACCCGGAGAAGGUAGACCAUGUGAAAUUGACUGAAAACGGCCUGUCAGCCGAGAUUGAGCCUGAGAGUGGUAAAUUCCUCUUCAUCAACCUUAAAGAUGCCAAGGAAGGCGAAACCAGGGCUGAGCUGCUGCGCCGCCACAACGACUUCAUCGAGGAGCUGUUCGGCAAGCUGAAGAAGCGCUACCCGGAGGUUGUGGCGGUGUACACCGCUCACUACCCGUCGUGGACCAUCGCGGAGCACCACUCGAGGCAGCGUCGUCAGGCCACCGAGGCGCAGGCUGAGCCCGGCUUCUACAACCUGGCUGGUCUGAUGCUGUACGUCAAAAGCAUGGUCCUCAAUGAUGGCGGCAACACAGUGACCCUGUCCGCAAGCACCAAGCAGACCGUGGCCUCCAACGACACGGUCCUGAACGCCACCCUCGAGUUCGGAGACCGCAGCGUGCUGCUGAAUUUUGACAACAAGGCUGGAUACUGGUUUUUCAACCGCGUGAUCCUUACCGAGCUGUCCCAAGGCGUCUCCACAGUGGAGGAGCUGAUGCCUUCGGAGCCGGUGUACGCGCUGGACCGCUUCUCGUACCGCUGCGCGCAGGCCGUCGUCUUCACCAGCGUGAACACCAGCCGGCCUUACAGCCUCUCCUUCAAUGAUAUUAAGAUCCAGCCUUACACAUCGGAAAACCAGACUGACUUCGGAGACUCUCUGAACUGUCAAGGAUUCUUCUCCGUAGCAAUCUGGUCCGGCCUCUUUGUGGUGUUCAUCCUCCUUGCGAUCACGUUCUUCGGAAUAAUGAUGAUGAUGGACAUCCGCGCCAUGGACCGCUUCGACGACCCCAAGGGAAAGACCAUCACCGUCAUCGCCCAGGAAUAAGGAGGUUAGGAAUGAUUGUGUGUUUCCUUUGCCGAAAAGAAACAAAAAAGUUUUGUCUAUGGUUCGAAAAAGUGUUGCCAUGUGAGAUUUUAAAUUUGGAAACAAAAAGGACACACAAUCUUUUUCUAGUUGAGAAUGUAGGUAGUGCUCAAAGGAGGUUUAAUUAAAAAUCGUUAUUUAUGGAUAUAAUUGUAUUGUAAAGGCCUGCUUACACUACCAUACCGUUAGAGCUAAGCAUACACUAUUGUUAUAAAACGAUGGAUUUGAACAAGUGUGAAAGUGAAUUUAGACGUAAUGUUUUUUCUUGAAUAUACAAUAAAAUCAGUGCCUCAUUCCAUAUUUAUGAUAAAA
This is a messenger RNA of Plutella xylostella (diamondback moth), 1686 nucleotides long. RefSeq names its product Vacuolar H[+] ATPase AC45 accessory subunit (gene VhaAC45). Lineage: Eukaryota; Metazoa; Arthropoda; Insecta; Lepidoptera; Plutellidae. Gene Ontology annotation, cellular component: proton-transporting V-type ATPase complex. Gene Ontology annotation, molecular function: ATPase activator activity. The record is from RefSeq and is a predicted model, not a curated record.